GCAGUACCUCCAGCGGGCUGGCAGCUCCUCCCGGAGCCCCGCACCCCAUAUCCCAGCCCCGGGGCCGGAUCCCGACCCCACAGGCGCCUCCCCGAGCGCCGCACCGCCCGCUCAUCUCCUCCAGCGCCCGAUGGCCAUCAACGCAACGGCACUGUGGGACAACAGCAGCGCGGCCCGGUGCACCGUGGAUGCCGCCUUCGCGCAGCGCUUCCUGCCCGCCGUGUACCUGGUGGUGACCCCGCUGGGGCUGGUGGGGAACAUGCUGGGGCUGUGGCACCUGCAUGCCGGCCCCCGCGGCCCGCUCAGCCCGCUGGUGGGCCACCUGGGCCUGGCCGACCUGCUGUACGUCUGCACGCUGCCCUUCCUCAUCAGCUACUACCUGCGCGGCCGCACCUGGGCCUUCGGGCAGGGCUGGUGCCGCCUCACCCGCGGGCUCUUCCACCUCAACCUCUACGCCAGCAUCGGUUUCCUCACCUGCAUCAGCGUGCACCGCUACCUGGGCAUCGUGCAUCCGCUGCGGGCGCGGGGCCGCUGCCGGGCCGCCAUGGCGCCGGGCCGGCUCAGCGCGGCCGUGUGGCUGUGGGUCAUGGCGCAGGUGGGCCCCGACUUCGCCUUCAGCAAGAUGGACCCCAAGGGGACGCAGUGCCACGACACGACGGGGGCCGAAAGCCUGGGUGCCUACGUGCCCUACACCGCCGCCGUCACCGUGACGGGGUUCGUCAUCCCCUUCCUCAUCAUCGUCGGGUGCUACUGCCACGUGGUGCUGGUGCUCUGCAGGAGCGAUACGGUGGAGCCCGGCCUCAGGAGGAGCAGCAUCAGGCUGGUGGUGCUCGUCACGGUCCUCUUCUCCGUCUGCUUCCUGCCCUACCACAUCUUCAGGAACCUCAACCUGCUGUCCCGAGCCUGGCAGCGCCAGGGGUCCUGCACACAGGCCAUGAAGGACAUCUACGUCUCCUACCAGGUGACCAGGGGCCUGGCCAGCUUCAACAGCGCGCUCAACCCUCUGCUCUACGUCAUGACCAGCAAAGACUGCAUGUCACGCAUGAGGAAUAUCUACCAAAGGUCCAAAGAGACCCUGGGAUCCAUCUUCACGUGGGAAUCCAAUAACCAAGCCCACGAGACGAGGAGCAGCAUCGUCUUUGAGGAGCAGGAGGCUUCUGAGCAGCUCUGACCGGCGCAGCACCUCCCCGACAGCUGUGCACAUCAGCUUCAGCUUUCCCCCACCUGAAGCACGCUUUGUGGUGAGAUGAGACUGCAGUCCUUGGCUCCAGUAUGGUGCCUGGGACAGACGGGACCGAGGGCAGCAGGGAGUAGGCUGGACUGGGGCUUUAGAACAGAGCAACCAGCCCCAAGUGGGGCAGCGAGCUGCUGCAUUGCAGGAUGGUGGAGAGGGGGAGUUCUGCAGGGGGAAGGGCUGUAGAAGUGGAAACAUUCACUAACAUAUCUUGAUUUAAACAUGACUAAACUGUGCCAGCAGUGGUGUUGGUUGUUUCUGGAGGCAGAGCCGCUUUGGGAUCUGGCUUAUCUUCUGCUGCCCGCCUCCGUCACAGCAGAAAAAUGUAUUUUAGCGUUCUUCACUCUCUUCUGGAAUUGUGUAUAACAAACAAACCAGCAUCUUAAAGUUGCUCAGGGCUUUUUUUUAAUUCGCAAAGGCAAAUGAGUGCAAUGGCCUGAACCGUGAGCUCAGCAGGCAAUGCCCCAGAGAGCUCUGAGCCUCUUGGGUGGGGGCUGAGCUCUCCGGCAUUCGGCCUCACAAUGGCGUUAACAUGAGAUAAUUCUCUCGCAAAUCUGAUGCGAAAACGUCGCCUGCAGAGUGGCAGCACCAGCUGAAGUUGUGCAGAGGUACAGUGAGCUGCCAGGGCAGGACGUGCAUCAGCUUCUGUGGAUGUAGGGGCAUUUCUGCUGCAGGGUGAGCAGCAGCUCCUGAGCAGAGCUUUGCUUUUCGCUUUCGGUUCUCCCCAGCACGAGCAGCUGCAACGCAUGACCGGAGCAGUGAGACUUGGAGCAGCAGAUUUCAGAAGGGGAUGUUAGAACUGCCCUGACCUGGAGAGCACGGCCCCACGCAGGCUGCAGUUGGAGCAAAGCCUGACCUGCACCAACCAGCUGCUGCUCACACGGCCCGACCUCACCGCUCCACAGAGGGCACAGUGGCAGUCACACAGGGCUAAUGCAUCUGAGGUGCAAAUAAACACCUAACAUGUUCACUUGCGCUCCUCUGGCUUCUUCUAGAGCUCAGUGGCAGCACAGAGCCAGCUGGCCUGGGGGAUGGAGCAGGGGCACCAGCUCUGCUGCCAUCCAUGUGCCCGGCUCUCAUCCACUGCCCCCACAUCAGUGUUAAGGGUGAGUUAAAGGUCUGUAUCCCACAAACCAGCCCUGAGCCCAGGAGCUGUAGCAUCUCCCAGUUCCUUAUUCCACAUCAGUUAAACCAGCAGAAGCCAUGGGGAUCUGCACAGCGCAACGAUGGCUCCAGGGUUUGGUGGCACUUUGUGCUUCACAGCCCUCCUGAGCCUCAGGCAGCACCACUCUUUGUGCAAGCUGAAGAAAGAAGAGGAAAAAAAAAAAAAGAAGGAAAAAAAAAAACCUCUCCUCAAACGCAGGUAGGUUCCUUCCCUUAAUUAGCUGUGUGUGUAAUUAAGGACAACCACUGGCACAUGAGCCUGCCCGGCUCUCACAGCUGUGCGAUGGAGCAGCAGCAAAGCAGCCGCCUCCUGCUGCCCUCUCUCCAGGCUCCUCCCCGUGCAAAGAGCAGCUGCUGCCCCACAGGGGACAAAUGUGACAGGCAGAGAUGUACGGAUUACAACCAUUUCACUUCCCUAGAAUGCAAAACCGUUCUGCUUGGCAUCCAAAACGCUACGCAAGAACAGAUUGCUGUCGGCAGCAGCUAAACCAGAGGCCCCCAGCAGAGCGAGGAGUGCAGGGCCAGAGGCUUUGGGAGCAUCUCCUGUGGCGUGGUGGGAGCUGCGGUGUGUGCAGAAAGGGCUGAGUCCUGCAGGUCACUAAUGAAAGGUCACAGCAUCCCCGAAUGCAGCAUUUAUUUCUGCAGCAGAGCAGUUUCACUGUCCCGGUACCUCUGGGUAUAGGGAGAGCAGACCUGACAGCUCAUCUGAUUUACCAAGGCCAUCGGCCGUGCUGGGGAAGCAAUGGUAAUGCAGUUAACUCUGGGCGAUCCGGGCAAAAAUGGUAAAUAUGUGUGGGAUUGGGUGCUGCCAGAGGGUGUUUCUUUAAAAUGAAAUUUGCAGCCUUUGUGCAGAGUGCUUUGGCAUCUGGGAGACCAACAGUUUGUUAAGGAGAGCGCGCCGUAUAAAUAGAACAACAUUCAGUGUGGCUGCA
Messenger RNA from Gallus gallus (chicken), 3330 nucleotides. Its product is annotated as P2Y purinoceptor 1-like. Gene Ontology annotation, molecular function: neuropeptide receptor activity. Gene Ontology annotation, biological process: G protein-coupled receptor signaling pathway. Gene Ontology annotation, cellular component: membrane. The transcript has a single exon. Bases 131 to 1171 code for a protein of 346 amino acids. The record is from RefSeq and is a predicted model, not a curated record. NCBI's taxonomy places the organism in Eukaryota, Metazoa, Chordata, Aves, Galliformes, Phasianidae.